AUGUCCGUCACUGCUACCUCUACUGCCACCUCGCUGUCGGUCCUUGCCGACUAUGAACUACACCACAGCGGCGGACCGUCUACCUCAGAUUCUACCCCUGCUCCAUCCGUGAAUACACCACAGCCAGCGGAUUGGCCAACCCAUCACCGUCGCAUGCCUGCUCAUCGGCCUGUAAACCGUAACCUUGACUAUAAUGAACGGACGGCAGGCACCAGUGCUGGGGAGUUUGUGUUUAUUCAAGUCAUGUUGCACGGAGUGUGGCUCAACGCUGCUGUGUCGCGCCUAUGGAGGUUUACUGGAGGAAGAAUCAACGAUAAGAUCUUUCACUACGAAGUUGGAGGAGAAUGGUAG
Penicillium verhagenii is the source of this 351-nucleotide messenger RNA. RefSeq lists its product as uncharacterized. Lineage: Eukaryota; Fungi; Ascomycota; Eurotiomycetes; Eurotiales; Aspergillaceae. Bases 1 to 351 code for a protein of 116 amino acids. The record is from RefSeq and is a predicted model, not a curated record. The transcript is spliced from 2 exons.